UGAUUUUAAAGGAGCAAUUGGAUACGAAAUUCUUGAACAUCGCCAUGACCACCUUUGUCUCGGUCUUGAAGAACUUGUGAAGAAGGUGACUAACAUUCAGAAAACAUUAGAGAUCAAACUGGACAAAUUUCUGCUCGGCAUUACGUCAAUCGCAAAACCUUCCAAUCGAAAUCCUGAAAAUGUUAUAAACUCUUGCAUAAACGCCAUCGAUUCCGGAGUUUAUCAGCUGAAACUUUCCACCAAGUCGUUCCCAGUCUCAGUUUAUUGCGACAUGGAGUCGUUCCUGGGUGGAUUGUUGGUGAUUCAGCAACGAACGGACGGCUCGGUCAACUUUGUACGAAGUUGGCGCGAGUACCAGGGGGGGUUCGGAACCGUCGGAGAGUCCAGCGAGUUUUGGCUAGGGUUGGACACUUUGCACCUUGUUACGUCCAGCGCCGCUUACGAACUGGUGGUCGAGCUUAUCGAUGAGACAGGCAAGUACGGCUUUGCUCGGUACAAGGAUUUCAAGAUCGCUGGAGAGGCAGAAAAGUACCGGAUGUCAGCCCUGGGCGAGUACAGCGGAACGAUUGGCGAUGGGUUGAGGCCCCAUCAAAAUAGUAAAUUCUCCACAUUUGAUCAGGACAAUGACCUGCGGGAGGGCAGUUGCUCUUUGGAUUACCAUUCUGGCGCCGCCUGGUGGUAUAAUAACUGCGGUGGAAGCAGUUCACUCAAUGGACCAUACGAGAAAAAUGCGCAAGGUAAUGCCAUUUUCUGGAUACAUUUGGGAAAAACUUCAGCGUUUAGCCGAAUGAUGAUUCUUCGAAAAUAGGCAUGAUUUUAUAAGAAUUAUUUGUAAAAAAUAAACCUAUUGAAAAGUA
Culex quinquefasciatus (southern house mosquito) is the source of this 857-nucleotide messenger RNA. Its product is annotated as ficolin-1. The record is from RefSeq and is a predicted model, not a curated record. NCBI's taxonomy places the organism in Eukaryota, Metazoa, Arthropoda, Insecta, Diptera, Culicidae. The coding region runs from base 272 to 808 and encodes 178 amino acids. The transcript has 4 exons.